CAUGCACGGAGGCGUCUCCACGGUGUCUGCAGACAUCGCACGAAUUUCAUCAGCGAACGUGGCAGUUGGCAUAACAAUGGUGUCCUCGGGAGAACACAAGUCAGCAUCACCACGGAUUUGAAGUUCGCCUUCAGGGUUAAAAUCCUCAACAGUUAUGUCCUCGUCGACUGGCGCAGGAAAUGGCCCCCACUCUCCUCCCACAUCUUUUCCUUUCUUUCCUUUCUUCGACUCAGACAACUCCGAACUAGUGUUAUCGUUAUUGGGUAACACUAUAAUGGGUAGCGGCUGAAGCGGCGUUAGGGGUAUUGGAAUGCGCGGCGGCCGCGAGGAAGUCGAUGCAGUGUUAUCCACAGAAUGGAGGGUCUUCGCCUCCGAAGACUUUCCAAAAGUUGUGCGAGCAUUCUGUUCAUCAGUCAAGUCACAACCAGGAUUUGGGCCUACGAUAACUUUGAGAGGUCUCAAACGGAGAGGGGUGAGACUCAGUAUUGAGGAAGGGGGUUUGUGCAGCUCCCUCUUUACCUGGGGUUGCAUUGGGCCCGUGGAUAACCGCUCUAACUUCGGAAUAGUAGCACACGGGCUCUCCGUUUCUCUUGGGUCACAAGCUCUCGCGCCUGCGUCUAUCACUUGGUCAUUCAUUGCUUCGACAACAUCCCUUGACGGCGAUGCGCUGAUAUCUACCCCCGGGGUGGUGUCACUUCGGCUUCCAAGUUUGGUGAGCUUUCGAGCCUUUAAUUUUUCUUGCACACCAUCUCCCGCAAUCAACCCCGUGCCAAGUGGAAACGACAACCCAUCAUCACUUCUUGGCCUUUUCUUCGCUUUAAGCCGUGCUCGUGGGGACACCGAGAGAGCAGAUGCGGGUCUAAUAUUGGGGUUGUCUGCGGGAGGUAACGCAGUCCCACGGGGGAUUGCAACCAUGUCAAGAAUAAGGAUGGACGAUGCUGGUAACCCUGGAGAUCCGCCUCCUUGAGCAUCAGGGCCACGGUUACGCUGUCCAACGGAUUGGCUCCCACCACCAGGAGUUAAUUUUUGAGAACCAUAAAAAUCGUCUCUCUUGCUAUCAGUUUGUUUCUCUUCAAAGACACUGUUUGGUGUCUCUACAUACUCGAAGCUGUUACGGCCCUUCGUCCUU
Cantharellus anzutake is the source of this 1129-nucleotide messenger RNA. RefSeq lists its product as uncharacterized. The transcript is spliced from 6 exons. The record is from RefSeq and is a predicted model, not a curated record. Lineage: Eukaryota; Fungi; Basidiomycota; Agaricomycetes; Cantharellales; Hydnaceae. Bases 311 to 967 code for a protein of 218 amino acids.